AUGACACCCAGUGCCGGCCUCAGUCUCAUCCGAAGGCCCAAGUUAGACCCCGACGCCAGUCCUCCCAAGACCGCCAUGGCUGCUUUAAGGCAAGCCAAAACUGCCAAACGUCUUGCAAAUCAGAAUGCCGCAAUUGCAAAAGGCAAUUAUCAGCUUGCAGAUAUACCCUGUGAGGCCUGCAGCAAACGCCAAGAUCGAGACAUUGUUCCAUGCGCUAUCUGUUCCCCCCCACAACAAGGAUCCUGCUUCACCUGCAGUAUGGGUAAGACAACCUGCACAUAUGCAGUAACCAAGAAAAAGGACACUGACAGUAAGGUCGAAGACGAGAUCCAAAAGGGGUUGCAGGAUCUUGAAACAGCCACAGUCUCUGGGGGAGAUGCCCAAGUGAAGAUUGUGAGGAAGAAAGCGAGGUCAAAGAAGCCGCAGGUGAAGAAGGUGAAGCCGGAUGUCAAAGAGAAGGGCAAGCAGGAUGUCGAAAUGGCUGCAGUCGGGCAUGAUGCGGAGCAUGCCAUUGACGUGGACAUGGAGGUUGGUCUGACAAUGGGAAAGGGGAAGUCCGAGGGUGGUAUCGACAUAGAGAUGGCCGAAGUCAAACAUGAGGAAACCGAGGUCGGUGCCAUUCCAAAAGCUGACAAAGACGUGGGCCAGGUGACUCCCACCAUAAUCAUUGAGCCACCCACACCACACACAUCGGCAAUUUUCAAGAGCACUGAGACUGAGGUCGGUACCAACACUGACAAAGGAAAGGGCCGGGAGAUUGGGCCGCCAGCCAGUGAGAUGGAGUGGAUUGUGCCCGAGUUAGCAAUGCAGCCGGAAUUGGGCUUGGCUGUCAAUUAUAUCCAACAAAGCUUUACACCCCCACCUGUUGAGCGCACGUCCCGGCCAGAAGGUUCGCGUUCGGUAUCCCGUUCUCGGCAGGUCAGCCCACCAGAUCCCAAGGAGGUUCAUCUUGACACGGCGCUCUAUCAGAAGAAGAUUGACUUUAGGUCCUUGAGCCCCCCACCGAACUUCGACAUGCAGACGAUGCAGCAGGAGAUCAGAAGACUUGCUCAUGGCCAAGCCGACCUCCUGCAGAAACUCCGAGACCAACAAGCGCAAGUCAGCGUCAUGGAGUCGUCUACCCCUACUAUGCGAGAGUAUUCAGCAUUUGUGGUCCGAAAACAAGAUAUUGAUGCAAGUGCCCUUCUCCCCCUGGCGGUUGACUCACCCAUGACCCUGUCACAACGUCUUUUGGCACUCGAAGAGAUUACCCGGUUUAUUCAAGAUCAAGAUUUGGCUAGCCGUCCUCUCUCGGAGAAAAUUGCAAGUCUAGAGACCUGA
Laccaria bicolor S238N-H82 is the source of this 1320-nucleotide messenger RNA. RefSeq lists its product as uncharacterized. The transcript is spliced from 3 exons. Bases 1 to 1320 code for a protein of 439 amino acids. NCBI's taxonomy places the organism in Eukaryota, Fungi, Basidiomycota, Agaricomycetes, Agaricales, Hydnangiaceae. The record is from RefSeq and is a predicted model, not a curated record.